Messenger RNA from Sodiomyces alkalinus F11, 501 nucleotides. Its product is annotated as nudix domain-containing protein. NCBI's taxonomy places the organism in Eukaryota, Fungi, Ascomycota, Sordariomycetes, Glomerellales, Plectosphaerellaceae. The coding region runs from base 1 to 501 and encodes 166 amino acids. The record is from RefSeq and is a predicted model, not a curated record. Gene Ontology annotation, cellular component: cytosol. Gene Ontology annotation, biological process: dGTP catabolic process. Gene Ontology annotation, molecular function: 8-oxo-7,8-dihydrodeoxyguanosine triphosphate pyrophosphatase activity. The transcript has 3 exons.
AUGGCGGCUCCAAGCACAGCGACUACGGGCGGCCCCCCUCACCCGCGCGUCGGGGUCGCAUCCAUCAUCACCAAUGCGCAAGGCCAGGUCGUCUGCGGAAAGAGGUUGAGCAGCCACGGAUCAGGAACAUGGCAGCUGCCGGGCGGCCACCUGGAACACGGGGAGAGCUUCUUCGCGUGCGCGGAGCGGGAGGCGCUGGAGGAGACGGGACUGCGAGUGCGCGGCGUCAAGGUGGUGGCUGUGACGAACGACGUGUUUGGGUCGUUGGGGAAGCAUUACGUUACCGUGUUUGUCGAGUGCGUGAUGGAGGAGGCGGGUGCUCAGCCUGUGGCGAUGGAACCUGACAAGUGCCCAGCUUGGUUCUGGAAGUCGUGGGCCGAGAUGCGGGCGCUGGGAGAAGGAAAAGGGGACGUCGAAGCGGAUGGGCAGAGGGCCGAGCUGUUCUUGCCGUUGGUACAUCUGUUUGAACAACCCUCGGACUUGGACAAGUUGAUGCGAUAG